UUGUCAGUUUUUGGGGGCGGAGCUUCAUGGCAGUUCUUGGGGGCGGAGCUUCAUGGCAGUUCCUGGGGGCGGAGCUUCAUCACAGCUGCUCUUAAACAAACCAAGUACAGCUGGCGCUGUUUAUAUCAACACGACCUCCGUGGAGUUACCUGAAGGAGACUUGAAGCAGCGACGAAGCUGAAGUGCAGGUUAAAGUUAAAGCAGACACACAUGGAUGUCAGGAGAAGAAAGCCCAGUGAUGUUGCCCACCUCCGUCUGCUCGCUCUCUGCUCCGAAUAGUUACGUCAGCCUGCWGAGCACGCGCUGCAGCGGCCCCGAGGAGGACGAUGAGACCAUGAGCUCAGAGGAGCGACAAGCCAGCCUGGUCCACAAGCUGGGGGGCUGCCCCCACCUCUCCGAGCGCAGCACGGUCUCCGACAGCUCCGCGUGCAGCAGUCACAGGUGGGACGGAGGCCAGGAGGGCCCGCCAGCUCCGAACAGCUCCAGCUUCUGCUCGUCGCGGCCCCCACACAGCCUGCUGCCCGGAUACAGCCAGCCCACUCCAUUCCCCAGCCAGGCCAGCUGGCUCCACCAGAGCAUGAACAGCAGCUGGUCGGGGUAUCCCACCAGCCUGCCGUCCUGCCUGACCCACAAGAACAACCCCGCCUUCUCCGAGGAGGUCUGCCUGUCCAGGUACAAGUCCCUGUCCCUCCCCAGCCAGCACGCCACCAACGUGAUGAGCCUGGAACAGCCGCUGUCCCUGCACUCCAACCCGCCCUCGGCCGAGCUGUACCACCACACCCUGUCUCCGUACUCCAGUCCUGGUCAGGGUCCUGCGUGUUGCGCUCAGUGUCCUGCUGAGGCGUUCAGCAGGAGGCUCGUGGCCCACAAGCACACCUGGACUCAGUACGGUCCAUCCUUCGGCCCCUACUAUCCAGGAGACUGUGGACUUCCUGCAGCUGGAUUCCCAGAGUUUGGUCCCAACGCUCCGGUCAAAGAUAGACACCUGAGGUACAGCACGCCUCUCUCUGUGGAGCAACGGAGGGUCUUUGUCACAUAUGCAGCAGACAGCGACAAACACGUCAAUGAGAUCAUCAACUUUGUGGCUCUGCUGCGACACAACGGCUUUGAUACUCACAAAGAGUACUUGAUCAUCAUCAUCAUCAGUCCCAAGUACUACGAGACGGUGACGGCCUCCCCGUUUGAGCUGGAGAACGAUGACAGGACCCUCAACACGGUUUAUAUUCACAAGCAGCUUCAGAGUGAAUUCAUCCAGAAUGGAAGCAAGAACUUCAGGUUCAUUCCUAUCCUGUUUCCUGGGGCUAAAAAGUGUCACGUUCCUAACUGGCUUCAGAACACUCACGUCUACGCUUGGCCUCGAGAUCGAGACGACAUUCUGCGGCGGCUGAUGAGGGUGGAGAAAUACAACCCACCCCCCAUCGGUGAACUUCCAACCAUCGUCUCCAUCCCUAUCUGGAAAACUGACCUGAGGUCAGAGGUGGGCCUGAAACCUGAAGGCAGCGUCCCAGAGAGCUGUGGCUUGCAGCCGAGGUGAACAGGAAUGGGUUCACUUUAUUUUUGAGUUAUUAAUUAUUUUUUUAAUGAGUGACUUUUCUUCCCAGGAUGCGCUUUUUAAUUUCUCUUUUAAUCAGAACUCACAGAAAAGUGUUGUAGCAAAUGUGAUGAUGGAGUUCGAAGAGAAACUCACCUGUUUUUAGUUUUUCAUCUUAUUUUUGUAGAGUUUUAUAUUUCAACUCUACGCACACGAUGUUUUAACGGUGCUUUUAGACUUUUAUGUUUAAAAACAGUUGUGCAUCAAUCAGUUGUACAUUUUGAUCGUUUCAUACCUGAGAUUUUACACAUUUUACCAGGAGUGUGUUUAGUUAGUUAAAACUUGUGAUGAAUCUGAAUGUAGAUUUUACAGUUUGACAUAUUUCAUCUUAAUUCCUGAGCUGAUUGAUUUUAAACAGCUGUAAACUGCACUGAACUGCUGUUUUAUUGGUUAUAAAAUGUUUCUGUAAGACAAGUAUUCAUGUUUAGAUCGAACAAAGAUUUUCUUCAGUCAACCUCUUUUGUUACUUUUUCCUUCAUCUUACUGAUUAACAAAAACAAGAUCACUGUCA
Messenger RNA from Austrofundulus limnaeus, 2102 nucleotides. RefSeq lists its product as uncharacterized. The record is from RefSeq and is a predicted model, not a curated record. Gene Ontology annotation, biological process: positive regulation of canonical NF-kappaB signal transduction; humoral immune response. Lineage: Eukaryota; Metazoa; Chordata; Actinopteri; Cyprinodontiformes; Rivulidae.